Messenger RNA from Cordyceps fumosorosea ARSEF 2679, 417 nucleotides. RefSeq lists its product as hypothetical. The record is from RefSeq and is a predicted model, not a curated record. Bases 1 to 417 code for a protein of 138 amino acids. NCBI's taxonomy places the organism in Eukaryota, Fungi, Ascomycota, Sordariomycetes, Hypocreales, Cordycipitaceae. The transcript is spliced from 2 exons.
AUGCGCCCCUCACAACUCGUCGCUGCGGCCACCUUGGCAAUCGCCGCCAGCGCUGGCAUUCCCAGCUCCGGCGACAGCGCACCUCCCGCAUCCGUCGCCCUCGUAACUUCGCCCUCCUCCGUGUUGCCCGUCACCACCGCCGUCGGCAUCCAAAGCUCCUCGGAGCGCAUCUCGACGCCCAACGCUACCGUCGUCGCCUCGUCACAAUCGCCUCUGACGACUGCCAGCCCGGCCAACCACUCGACGACGACGCAUCAUGCUGGUGUGCAAUCAACAGCUACUCCCGACAUGACCGCGCACGCCAAUGCGACCAGCUCCAAGCCUGCUGAUGCUACCGGCGGUGCUAUCCUACCUCAAAUGCAGGGCUCAAUGGCUGGUCUCUUGGGCUUCUGCAUCAUGAGCCUCAUGCUGCUCUAG